GGAACGCGGUAUACAAACCCACCGUUAUCUGUCUCUUUCCAUCCGCCACCAUUCACCGCCAACUCUUCCGUCGCGCCCUCUCCAAGUUCGCAAUGGGAGAUACCUACGUGAACUUCUUCGGAGGGUCUCCUCUUAACCGGCUCGCCUGGUUACGCACAUCACAGCCCUUCCUCAACGCCAUCGCCCACGCACCCGCAACGCGCUGGGUGCUCUUCAAGGACGGCCAGCCGCUCGUGCAAUCCAAGCCGAGCGCUCCGACCCUAUCGCUCGCCCGGCUGACGACGAACGACGUGAAGGCGCUCUUGGGUCCGGAACCUUAUUUCGCGCAAGGGCAGCACGCAGGAGACCUCGCACCGGCGGACGUGCCUGCGCUCGAGGCCGCUCGGCUGCGCGGGAACGGAGUCGUGUUCCUAGGGCUACACGAAACGAACCGUUCGCACGCGGACGCGCUGCCGUCAUCCGACUUCAGUGCGAAGACAAGCGCAGACGUCGUGCUCUCGAACAUCAAGGGCACCGCGUACUUUUCGCUUGACGUAUCCACUGUCGCACAGAGCGAGCUGGACGAGACGCUGCAGAACGCGGCUGCCGCGAAGGAGGGCGACCGGAUCGUGUUCUCGGAGCCGAGGACGGCCACGGCGAGCUUCGACGCGUUCGAUGCCGCGGUAUUCGCGGAGGCGCGCAGCAUGACGGAUUGGAACGCGCGCAACAAGUUCUGCCCCGGAUGCGGGUCGCCCGUUCACUCGCUGUGGGCCGGCUGGAAGCUCUCGUGCUCGUCGCUCCUCCCAUGGGCGGCAAAUCCCGCGGGCCAGAAGCCGUGCAUCACCGCACAGGGCCUGCACAACUUUGCACACCCGCGCACGGACGCCGUGGUGAUCAUGGCGGUGAUUGACGAGACAGGCGACAAGAUCCUCCUCGGCAGGAAUAAAAAAUGGCCGGGGAAGUUCUACUCGUGUCUUGCAGGCUUCAUCGAGCCGGGCGAGACCUUCGAGGACGCGGUGCGGCGUGAGCUGUGGGAGGAAGCGGGUGUGAAGGUGUGGAAUGUCCGCUACCACUCCACUCAGCCAUGGCCAUACCCUGCCAACUUGAUGGGCGGUUUCUAUGCGACUGCGAGUUCUUCCGAGCCACUUCGGGUGGAUCUCGACAACGAGUUGGAAGAGGCACGCUGGUGGACGCGCGACGAGAUUCUCUCUGUCCUUCACCAUCGGGACGGCACGACGCUCUCCCAGAGGGACCGCCGGGAGCUCUUCACGGCAACCGAGAAUCUCAAGCCUACCGAGCAGCCGCCCGCCACGAGUGGCGCCAACCCACUGGCCGGAGACGCGGUGAAAGAGGGAGAGAAGGCAGCGGUAGACGCAGCGCGCGAGCUGUCCACAGGGCCUCUUUUCAAGAUGCCCCCUGUGACUGCGGUCGCAGGCGUGUUGAUAAACGAGUGGGCGCACGGAAGAGCAGGCUUCCAGCCGGAAUCGCCGAAGCUCUAGCCCGCGGCUUCCUGAAGCCAUCCGUCCAGAUCCAUCCAGAUAGACUUGCAGUGCACAGCGGGCGGAACGAGGUGGGGGAUGAACUCGGAAUUCUGAAUGGGCGAUGUACAGAUGAAUGAGCUUAUACAACAACAAUCACGCGCGGUCAGGUGUACGUUAUACCACAAAUACAAGACGAUGGCCAGAUAUAUCUAGAGGGAACGUGGGCGGGCGCUGGGAGGCGCGUUCACAGGUGCAGGGUGCCCGCUGGGGGUCGUAUCUCCGGCCUCCUGGCAGUAGCAGGGCCGCGGGCGGCUCGGUUGCGAAUAGACAGGCGACAACGGACGUUCAUCGAGGCAGAUCCAGCCCGACCCAGGGGGCCCAUAAGUAGAACACACGGCGGCGGUACCACGACGCGAGCCAGCGGGGAUGUAUGCGUUAUGCGGUUCCACCACGCGGCCGCUCGUCCGGGCGGUACGCCCAGAUAUUGGAGCUGGCCAUGGGACCGGACGGACGCCAUACCACCACGUCGUCGCCGUCCUCCAGUGUGCGGUCGUAUGCGGAUGCACGUGAGUGCGCAGCCGUAGACGGCUCGCUGCGCGCGUGGCGGCCAUCCGCCGCCGCUGUAGGGCGUGUCGCGGACAGCGUGGACGGGCUCGCCGGUGAGCGCAACUGCUGCUGGUACUGCUGUUGCUGGCCAUGGCCGUACUGCGGGACGUGGAGCGAGAGUGGCGGCGGCGCGCUCGCGGAGGGGUGCAGGCUCGGGCGGGUCUGGACGCUCGACAAAAGAGAACGCUGGUGGGGCUGUUGCCGCUGUUGGGUGCUUAGGCCCACCUGCUCUUCUUCCUCCGCAAGCCGUCGGACUUCACGCUGCAUGCGUCUGACGCGGGUGAUGGCCACCCCCGCGCGGCGCGUCUUCUUCUUCCUGGGCUGGCCUUCCGCGUUCUGGUUUGUGCCUUGUGCAUCGUCUUGCUCGAGGUCGUCCCCGUCUGCGCCACCGUCCCCAAAGUCGCUUGAAGUCUGGCUCGUCGGAGAAGUCGAGAGCGGAGUUCCGGGCAUGAUGCGUUCGCCAGCGAUGGCAUCAGUGCCCCUCCUCGUGGGGACGGGCAGUCGGGGGGUGCUCGCACCGCCUCUUGAUGUCGUCGCCGAGUUAUUGUUCGCCAUAGUAUACGGAGCAGGAUCAAAGAGCGGCUUGGACGCGGACGCGGGCGUGGACGGGGACUUGGACACAGAGGCGAGUGUUCCCGCG
Trametes versicolor FP-101664 SS1 is the source of this 2706-nucleotide messenger RNA. Its product is annotated as NAD(+) diphosphatase. The record is from RefSeq and is a predicted model, not a curated record. The transcript is spliced from 8 exons. NCBI's taxonomy places the organism in Eukaryota, Fungi, Basidiomycota, Agaricomycetes, Polyporales, Polyporaceae. Gene Ontology annotation, molecular function: NADH pyrophosphatase activity. Gene Ontology annotation, cellular component: cytosol. The coding region runs from base 93 to 1478 and encodes 461 amino acids. Gene Ontology annotation, biological process: NAD+ catabolic process; NADP+ catabolic process.